This is a messenger RNA of Eruca vesicaria subsp. sativa (arugula), 2107 nucleotides long. Lineage: Eukaryota; Viridiplantae; Streptophyta; Magnoliopsida; Brassicales; Brassicaceae. The record is from the annotation of a GenBank genome assembly.
AAAAAAAAAAUCCUUUUAAAAACACUUACAAACCAAUAACAAUUUUUUUUCUCUUUUUCUUGAGCAAACAAUUUUUUUUUCUCAAAAAAAAAAUCCCCCACCUCUUAAACAACUAACCACUCCCUUUUAAAAUUAUUAUUCCUAAUUCCAUAAAAAGUAAACACACCCAACAACCAAGAAACAUCCCCAACAAAAGAAAAAAAAAAAGAAAAACACGAAUUAACAUACGUGUUCAUACGCUUGUCCCCACCCCAUCUGAAAACUACGCGCAAAAUUUCGAAUUCACCGACGAAUAUUCCUCUUCCUCCUUCUAUAGAUAAAUCUCUCCAACCCGUCUCUGGCUUCUAAAACCAUGUCAGAGAUCGAAGUCGUCGCCGAUGUCGGCGGCGGCAGCAACAGCAACGCCCUGUUCGGGAAAUACGAGCUCGGGAAGCUCCUCGGAAUCGGCGCAUUCGCUAAAGUCUACCACGCACGUGACCGCCGCACGGGCCAAAGCGUCGCCGUCAAGAUCCUCAACAAGAAGAAACUCCUCGCGAACCCAGCCCUCGUCAACAACAUCAAGCGCGAGAUCUCCAUCAUGAGGCGUUUGUCUCAUCCCCACAUCGUCAGGCUCCACGAGGUCAUGGCCACGAAGGGGAAAAUCUUCUUCACGAUGGAGUUCGUUAAAGGAGGAGAGCUCUUCAACAAAAUCUCAAAACACGGUCGUUUAAGCGAAGAUCUAGCCCGACGUUAUUUCCAGCAGUUAAUCUCAGCCGUCGGUUAUUGCCACGCGCACGGGGUUUACCAUCGCGAUCUUAAACCGGAGAAUCUAUUGAUUGAUGAGAACGGGAAUUUAAAGGUAACCGAUUUCGGUUUAAGCGCGGUGACGGAUCAGAUCCGACCCGACGGGUUGUUGCAUACCUUGUGCGGCACGCCUGCUUACGUGGCGCCAGAGAUUUUAUCAAAGAAGGGAUACGAAGGCGCGAAGGUUGACGUGUGGUCAUGUGGCAUCAUCUUAUUCGUUCUCGCUGCUGGUUUUUUACCGUUUAACGAUCCGAAUGUGAUGAAUAUGUAUAGGAAGAUUUAUAGAGGGGAGUAUCGUUGCCCUAAGUGGAUGUCUCCUGAUCUGAAACGGUUCGUUUCUCGUCUUCUUGAUAUCAAUCCGGGUACGAGGAUCACCGUUGAUGAGAUCUUGAGAGAUCCUUGGUUCGUUAAAGGAGGUGUUAAGCAGAUUAAGUUUCACGAUCAAGAUUCAGGUUUGGUCAAGGGGAAAGGUGAGGCGGCGGUGAAGAGUCUAAACGCGUUUGAUUUGAUCUCGUUCUCCUCGGGGUUGGAUCUCUCCGGUUUGUUCGCCGGUGGGGGUUGUUCGGUUGGGGAGGCGGAGAGGUUUGUUUCGGAGAAGUCGCCGGAGAGAUUGGCGGAGGAGGUGGAGGCGUUUGUGGAGGUGGAGAAGCUGAGGGUGAAGAAGAUGGAAGAGUAUGGGUUUGAGAUGGAGGGGCAAAAUGGGAAAUUUAUGAUUGGGGUAUUUAUUUCGCGGUUGAAUGAUUUGCUUGUGGUGGUGGAGGCGAGGCGGAGAGGUGGUGACGCUGAUUGUUAUAAGGAGAUGUGGAAUAAUAAACUCAGGGUUCAGCUUGAACGUGUUUGUGAUCAAACGCCAGUCGCAACUGUGGAGUUUUCUUGAUGUGCUUUCAAAUCAAACGCGCCCAAUAGCUGCGUUUGGAUUGGCUUGCGUUCUGCUACUAGAAUUAUUACCCAAAAAAACAAAAACAAAAGUUAAAAAAUUACUUAUCUAUUUAUAUACUGUAUUCAAGUAUAGGUAUCAAUGUUUGUGCUAUUUGGUAUAUGUAUUACUACUCACUAUGUAACAAGUCUAAAUUGCAUUUUGUAGAUACCUUACUUUUUAUUUAUAAUAUAUAAAACUAGAUCAUAACCCGCCCGACUGGGCGGGUCUUUGUUUUUAUGGUAUAGAUAACAUUUCAAAGUUACAAUUUAAUGGUUUCAAUUUUACUAAGUAAUAGUAUAUUGUUUAAACAUUGUAUUUCAUUAUUGUAUUGUGUAACAGGGGCGUCGUAAAAUGUUGUGACCCGUAAACAUUUUAGUAAUAGUUUAUAAAGUUUUUUGACUAAAU